UUGUGAAGCUUCUUGUGAGCAAUGAUCUAAUAGAAUCAAAGCACGCUUCCCCAGCACUAUCCUUACCAUGACAGUGACAGGUGUAUUUGUGAUCCUGGCACUUUUCAGUCACUUUGAAGAUGUUGCCAGUCAAGCUAAAUACCAGGAGGGCAUGUGCCGUAAUUUCCGACAAUUAUUGCAAAGUGGGAAGUUAUACUGCAAUAGAGACAUUGACCCUGUUUUCGGCCCUGAUGGCAGAACACACACAAAUAUAUGUGUCAUGUGCCGACAAGUCUUGAGAGGCAGCGCAUUAGCCAACAAUGGUGGAAGAGUCUGGCCCAAAGAUUCUUCUUCAGAAAUGGUGAGGAGCUGA
This is a messenger RNA of Elgaria multicarinata webbii, 352 nucleotides long. Its product is annotated as serine protease inhibitor Kazal-type 6-like. The transcript is spliced from 4 exons. Gene Ontology annotation, molecular function: protein binding. NCBI's taxonomy places the organism in Eukaryota, Metazoa, Chordata, Lepidosauria, Squamata, Anguidae. The record is from RefSeq and is a predicted model, not a curated record. Bases 68 to 352 code for a protein of 94 amino acids.